Molecule: messenger RNA, 3128 nt
Organism: Mizuhopecten yessoensis (Yesso scallop)
Lineage: Eukaryota; Metazoa; Mollusca; Bivalvia; Pectinida; Pectinidae
Exons: 6
Coding region: 177-2567 (796 amino acids)
Molecular function (GO): protein binding
Source: RefSeq, a predicted model, not a curated record
GAGGUACAUUGGAAAUCCCAAUCGCUAUACAUGAACUAGGACAUGUGAUCACAUAUUUAAGGCGUAAUACUUCAUAUAAAGACGGCACAGCCCUAAAGAGGACACAAUCAACAUCCAACUUGAAAACAGCAUACCCUUGAUAUAAAGUGGGGAAGUGUUAUUCAAUCCAAUUAGUAAUGGCAAGAGUACAUACGUUGUGCGGUAAAAUGGAGACAUUUUACCUAAACAUUUUGCUAGUGAUUUGUUUGCAGACACUGUGUUUAGCUGUGCCUUUAAGAGAUGCCAACUUGUUUUAUCGUUCUACUGCUGCAAAUGGAACAACUAUCAUCUGCUUGUCCUGCCCGCCAGGAACAUAUCUUGUGAGAAACUGUACUUUUCCACAAACAACGGGACAGUGCCAGAUAUGUCCAAUUGGUUAUUUCCAACCGAACUACACAAACUCUCCUAAAUGCCUUGCCUGUGUAACCAAAUGUCUACAUGUGGAUGUGAGAAAUAGGUCUGAGCCAUCCCAAGCCGUUUGCGAACCGACUGAAAAUUUUUGUUCGUGCAAAAACAGUACUUACAUACUAGAUAGCGAAUGUCCACCUGGGAAGGAGCCAGCUAUUCAAGUAACAAGCUUUCAACACACGAUUUGUAAAGAAUGUCCAGAGGAGACCUAUUCUGAUGUAUACUCAAGUACAGAGAUGUGCAAACCCUCGACCAAAUGUGGAUUACACGAAGUCGCCAUCCUUGACGGGGACAAAACUCGGGAUAGAGAGUGCAUGCUUCGCAGUGGAGACUUCAACGACACCUGGGAUAUGACUACAAUUACUGCAAUAAUGAACACGACAAACGACUUCACGCCACAAAGCGAAUCUCAUCGUAAUUCAAAGACAACUGUAGCAUUAUUGGCAACAUUAAUUCCGCUAGCUUUUAUUAUUUUCUCUAUAGGUGCAUACAUUUACGUACGUUUUUCCAAAGGUAAAUGCAAACGUCUACAGGAAACCCAACAUUAUAACACUGUGCCUAUCCAAGAGCGGCAUGUGUCUAGUAGUUCAGAUAUUCUAGAGAUUGAUGAACACGCCAGUAAAUGUAGUUACAGUAAACAGAGAAAUGAUACUCAAACUGUGUCCAGGAGCAAGUCCGACGAGUGUAUUGAACCAUUAAAUGACGCCGUUCAAGUGCUUACCAAUAUACACAACAACGAAGGUCCAUCACCACAAGCAGAAACACUUAUUAAACAAACUGACGAUAAUAAAGCCCUUGAUGCCCAGUAUAAAAUGUCAAAGGUGUUGCCAAAACCCCUAGAUGAUCCCUGUCCAAAAACCUUUGAUGUCUCGAGAGAAAAGGCAAAUAAGUUACCAAAAACUCUUCAUGUGCUGUCUGAAACGACAAUGACCUUGCCAAAAUAUUUGGAUAUCUCGUAUGAACAGGCAAAGGUAUUACCUUGUUUACACUCACCGAAACGAAAGACAAUUUUAUCGACAGACUGGCAGCGGUGUGAACAGGUCACCAACCAAGGAUGUAUUUUACAGCUUCCAAAUUCAGAUGUUAUCACCACGUUUCCUCCUGGGUUUCUGUCGGAUGGAGGCUCCAGUCAUUGUUACAAAACCGUCCACAAUGAUAUUCCACGUAUUGCUGCUGCGUUACAUCUGCAAGAUGACACCGUUAUAACAAGCCCAGUGCCAGAAUAUUAUAUGCAGGAAGCUUUUGCCGAAUUUGUCCAAAUACUGAUUCCUCAUCGAAUGCCAAAAAACUAUGAGCAAAUCAAAGUACACAGCUUUUCAAAGCACACUGUCAGUGAAACUGUGGAUUUAGUUGAGGUGAAAUGUGUUGCCGACAAAAACAAAGUUGAUGAUGACAUUGAUAUGUUUUAUGUCGUCAAUUUUGAAUCCGUUGUUAUUCACACUAAGCGUUUCUCGGGUUUCGUGUGCACAACAUGUCAGAGAUACAUUGAAUAUAAUCUCAGUGCUAGCAUUUACGGACGACAAGGAAAGAUGGACGGCCGAACCGACACACUGGAUGUACUGCUGUACCUGAAGGGCGCAAAAGCGUCUAUUACUGACUUCAGGGUUGCCACGGAGAACAAAAUUGAUAAAAGGUUCCAUCACCUAGAAACCCAACCGGUGAAACUUCUGGAGGAACAAGAACAAAGCGAAGGAGGACAACUACAGUUUCGUUUCUGUUUGAUUAGCGAAUCUAUCAGAAAUUGGAUUCACCGAAAAGCUAACGAUGGUGUUCAAUUACAGGACGACCUGGUACUGGCUGACCCAGAGAAAGUCAUGCGGGAAUGUGAAACACACAUUAUCUGCAGACCAAACACAAAAUGGUUCCUUCAACGGGACGAUGAAACACACAAAAACUGUGACUUUUAUGUCGAAAUCGUUCACAAGGAGAAACCAGCAUCUGCAAUGGAUACCUUGCGUUAUGUGAAAACAUAUAUUCCAGCCAGUGAAGAUUUCGAGGUUUCUGGUGCCCUCGCUGCUGCUUCGGAACAAAACAACACAUGGAUAGCGUUUAUCCCCCAAAACCGAAACCUUGCUACACAGGAAGGUAGAGUCCACAUAUUGCCCAGCCAUCAUCAGUAGCUGAGCCGAGGUCUAGUGACAAAUGAUGAGCUCGUAUUAUGAUACAUAUAGCGGUUAAUAUAUCAACUGUUGAUCAUGUUUUAGAAUGUUAAGGUAUUACAUCUUGAGGAUAAAUAUAUGUUACUUCAAGCUUGAUCAAAUCAUAAACAAUUGUGUUUUUUAUAAAAAAAAAUAAAGGAAUUAAAAAAAAUGACAUAAUUUCCUUCAUCAAAACCUUCGUUCCUAUAUACUUAUCAGCAUCAUCAUCGACAUCAUUUGAUUUAAAAAUAAAUCAACAAAACUUAAGCCAGAACUUCAUUUAUUUCAAGAAAUCAAUAAUGUAUUUCACUGUACAGUUCCAAAUUGCAGUUUUAAAUUAUCAAUAAUUUCAAAUACAUGUUAAAUGAAACUUCUGUAAGGGUAAUACAUAAAUAUACAUUUAAAUUAUAUUCUACAACUGGAUGUGGAGACACACAUCCGAAUAUUAACAAUACAUUGCGUAUACAGUAGAGGGACUAGAUAUUUAAGUGGAGAAAACAUUUGGAACAUAUAUACUAGUGUUGACUGCAUAACAAACAAACA